This is a messenger RNA of Cucurbita maxima (winter squash), 992 nucleotides long. RefSeq lists its product as uncharacterized. The coding region runs from base 318 to 785 and encodes 155 amino acids. The record is from RefSeq and is a predicted model, not a curated record. The transcript has 2 exons. NCBI's taxonomy places the organism in Eukaryota, Viridiplantae, Streptophyta, Magnoliopsida, Cucurbitales, Cucurbitaceae.
CUUUUCUUCUCCGGUCACUCGUUCGUCGCAGGAAGGGUUUUGUGAAGAUCUCCAAUCGUCGUCUUCCUCUUCAUUCCCUGCAAUUUCACAGCAUUCAAUCGACCUUCAUCGGAGCAUCAGCAUUUUCACACUAAUUCGCGGCGCCAUCCUUCCUUCUUCUUCCACUCGGAGUAUACGGAUUUCAUCGCGUCGGGAGAGUUGACCACGGACGGUGAAAUCCGAGGACCUGCGGGUCAAAAAAUUUUCAGUUCAUCUCUUUAUAAAUAAAUUAGCCUCCAUAAGCUUCAAUUCACACUUCAUUUCCCUCUAAAUUAAUUAUGGCUUCCCCCACGCCGGAACGUCCUCCGUUCGCCAACUCCUGCACCGUGCCCAAUAGCCUACCCACCGGCCUCCUCCGGUCCGUUAAAGUUCUGGUCGUUCUCUGCGCAAAAAAAGCCGCCCAUAUCACCAAGAAGCUUAAGUGGAAGCCGAGCCCGGGGGCGACGUUGGCUCGGCCGAAGGACAUGCUGAAGACGAUUAGCCUAUCGGCGAUGACUUUGUUUCGCAAGAAAAAGACCAGCCGGCGAGGUGUACGACCGGAGGAGGAGGACGAUGAAGAAGAAAAAGAGUGGGGCCGUGUUGGCGUUUGGCAGAGGGGGAUCUUGAUGGGAGACAAAUGCCAGCCGUUGGAUUUCCCGGGUGUAAUUUACUACGAUAGUAACGGCAACAAGGUGAACGAGGCCCCUUUCCGUUCGCCACGUGCCAGCCCUUUGCCCGGUUACCUUCUUAGGAAGCCUGAAGCCUGAAACCUGAAACGCUCCCAAACAGUGAAUUUAAGCUCUCUCUUCUUUUUUUUUUUUUGGCACCUUAUGAAUAUGAAUAAUGCAUGUCUAUGAGCUUAAAAUUUAGGGCAUUUUAGUCACCAUCUCGAUGGCCACAGGAUCCAUAAAGGAUGUUCUUUGAUGUUAUCGAAAAAGUACAGGAGAAUUGUCUAUUUCCAUCUCCGUUGCAUA